UUUUUCUUCGAACAAAACGGCGAAGAUGAUGACCUGUUCAGACGUGAGCCUGUUACUGGAAGUUGCCGAGUUAUGUGCUUUCAUCCCGAUCCAAACAUGACCCUUCCACUCAUGAGUGUUUCAGAGAUCACUCAGGUGAUCAGACAAUGGAAAGAAGAGCUGGUUGAUCUUGGAGAAAAGUUCAAUUGGGUCCAGAUAUUUGAAAACAAGGGGGACAUUAUGGGGUGCUCUAAUCCGCAUCCUCAUUGUCAAAUCUGGGCGUCGUCCUUCUUGCCAACUGAACCCAGGACCAAGGAUGAGCAGAUGAAGAAGUACUUUGAGAAGCAUCAGGAACCGAUGCUUGUUCGUUAUGUUGAGAAAGAAUUGCAGAAGAAGGAAAGAAUCGUUUUGGAAAACGACGAUUGGGUCGUCUUGGUUCCCUAUUGGGCCUUUUGGCCCUACGAAACAAUUGUGUUGCCAAAGAAGCCGGAAAGGAACAGUUGCAUAAAAAGGUUGACGGAUUUAAAAGAAGAUGAAGAAACUUCGUUGGCUGAUGCGAUGAAGCGUUUGACUGCGAAAUAUGACAAUUUAUUCAAGUGCUCGUUUCCUUAUUCAAUGGGCUUCCACGGCAUUGAACUGGACAGCAUUCACACGUUUUCGGAUCCCCAUUGGGCUGCCGAAAAGGCCACAGGCUUCUUUGUUGGCGGUGGGAACACGUUUUUGCUCCUCAAAAGGCUUUACGAGGCGGACAUCAUGGAUAUAAUUCGUCGUCGAGUCCUUCAGAACGGAAUUCCGUAUGUGGGAAGCAGUGCAGGGACGAAUGUGGCGACAGUGAGCAUUAAUACUACGAAUGACAUGCCGAUUGUUCAGCCACCGAGUUUCCAAGCCAUUGGAUUGGUACAUUUCAACAUUAAUCCGCACUACGUCGACCCUGAUUUGUCGUCCAAGCACAUGGGGGAGACGCGAGAGAAACGGAUUAGGCAAUAUCACGAAGUCCAGGAUACUCCACCAGUGUUGGGCAUGCGAGAGGGCAGCAUUUUGAGAAUCGAAGGCAACAAAAUCGAGCUGGAUGAACCCCCGCAGGAAUUCGCCCCAGGUUCGGACUUGAGUCAAAUUUUGCCGUCAGAAGCAGCGUUUGCCGAGAGCAACAACGAGAUGAAUUUGUGGUCAUAUUCGUUGUUCACGGCGGCGACGACGUCGUUCGUGUACAUCAUGGGGUAUUUUCGGUUCAGUCCCGCGUGGAUUCUCGCUGCUCUCGGCACUUCGUAUGUUUUCGAAAGAAAUCGUGAAAAGAGAAACUUUAAACUGAAGUUCAACCAGAUGUUGGCGACGACGGACGAAAAGGAGAUCAUUUCUAAAGUUUGGAAGGAACUUCCAGCAUGGGUGUUUUUUGCGGACAUGGAACGAGCUGAAUGGUUGAACAGAGUCAUCAGAAGGUUGUGGCCGUUCAUUGGACAUUUUGUCAAGAAAUUGCUUGAGAAGCAAAUUGAACCGCAGGUUGCGGAAACCCUCAAGUUCUACAAAAUCAAUAGUUUUCGGUUUGUCAAAACGAAUCUCGGCAACGUGCCUCCGAGAAUCGGUGGAGUGAAAACCUACGGACAAAAGACGGACCGGAAGGAAGUUGUGAUUGACAUGGAGAUCAUGUAUGCCGGAGACUGUGAGUUCGAAGCAGUUGCGAGUGGGAUGGCAUUUGGGAUAACAGAUGUUCAGCUGAAAGGAAUGAUGAGGGUUGUGCUUCAGCCGCUUUUGCGAGACAUGCCGAUUGUUGGGGGAGUUCAGGCAUUUUUCCUGCAACCCCCUUCCCUGGACUUCAACAUGACGAACAUUGCAAAUGUUUUGGAAAUGCCAGGAAUCAAGGACUACAUAAGGGAAACCGUCUUGCAACAGAUCAACGCCAUGAUAGUUGUGCCCAACAAAUAUGUCUUCAGUUUGUCUGACCAGGGAGCUUUAAGGGUUCUGAUCCUCGAAGCGAAAGAGUUGGAAAGGAAGGAUAUUGGAUUGCUGAAAAAGGGGAAGAGCGAUCCGUACGCCAAAAUUUCCAUUGGGGGUUUCUCGGAGAAGACGCAUAUUUUGGAGGACACGUUGGCCCCCGUGUGGAAUUACUGCUGCGAGUCGCCAACGUACGUUGGAACUGGGAAAACGAAAUUGGAGGUUGAAAUUUUCGACUACGACUCAAUUGGGCCCACGGAAACUGCCGAAGAGUUUCUAGGAAGGGCCGUUUUGGACAUGGCAACGUUGGCUGAGAAAGGAACUUACGAUGACUGGCUGAACCUUGAAGAUGUGAAGUCAGGAAAGCUUCAUUUGAAGGUCCAGUGGCUGAAUUUCUCCAACAAUGGUGCGGAUUUGCCAAUUGCGACCAAGAGUUUCCAACACAUGGAGCAUUCCAAAGGUCCCGGUCCUUCCUUGGCAGUCGUUUACGUGUACGUGGACUGCGCCAAGAAUUUACCCGGCGUCGGAGCGGCGAAAGUUGAGCCAGAAGCCAGAGUGAAAAUCUCAGUUGAAGGAAACACCGCGUUCACUGCUGCUUGCACUCGGGCCUUGGAUCCCGUGUGGGAAGAAACGCACUCGUUUUUCAUCAAAUCCGUGAACCAAGAUGUCACAUUUGAUGUGGAAGACAGGAGAACCGGGAAAAUUUUGGGCUCAGCAUCUGUGGCAAUAGCGAAGCUGUUGACUGAAGAAAAUCUGGAAUUAUUCCAAGUUCCGCUUCAAUUGAUUCGGAAAGACCUGAAGAAGAGUUCGUCUGCGACUGAAACCUGUCCUGAGAUUGUGGCAACACUGCGGAUGAGAUUGUUGAUGCCAGGAAACUUGGAUCAUGAGGCCCUAGAAUCCUUGACUCUUGCGGAUGACCACGAUGAAGAACUGAGGGACGAUGCAAAUGCGACUUUGUGCGAGACCAAAGAAAAGUCUCCGGAAAUUCCGCCGGAAUCUGUAUCACCGACUCGUGCGACAUCUGUUGUCCCUGUGCCUGUCCCAAAUGCCGCAGUUCCCAGUGUGAAAAAGAUAGAAGAGGUUCUACCCGAGAAAAAGAAUGAGCCCACAGAGAAACCCGCGAAUGUUGCAGUUCCAGCUGUCAAGCAACCUUCCGUGGACAGUCAGUUUGGAAUUGAGUCCUUGGUGAAGUCUGCCAUGGCACCCGUGUCUGCAACAACUGGCGACCUGAGGAAGAGGACGUCAAGCAGCGCUGGAACAAGCGGCCUUGGCAAGGUCCAGCUCAGUCUCCGCUAUGUGGCCCCCAAGUCCAAGCUUCUGGUGGUGCUUCAUAAAUGCGUGAAUUUGCCGAUGGAGCCAUCUGAUGAGAAUGAACUCCCAGACCCGUAUGCCAAAGUGAGCAUUUUGCCUGACCGUGUGGCCACGAAGCAGAAAACCACGCAUGUCAAGGACGACAGGAACCCAGUGUUUGACAUUUCGUUCGAAUUCAACGUUGGCAAGGCUGAACUUUGCGCGAGAACCCUGGAGGUCAUCAUAUUAUCCAAGAAGGGCAAAGUCGCGAAAUUGUUCCGGAAGUCUCCAGUUUUGGGACACAUCCGUGUUCCAUUGGGACAGCUGGAAACUGCUGUGGACCACAAGAUGAUUGCGGAGUGGUUUGACCUUUUGCCAGCUAUUGAUGACAUUGACGACUAAAUUGACGGCUCGAAACAAGGAACAAAACCUUUUCUCCUUCCAAUUCAUUGCGUCAGAUGAGAUAUUUCGCUUAAUAGUCUCAAAAGAAAAAUGAUAGGCUCUCAGUACCAAAGGAACGUUUUUCGUCGCUUUCACAGAUCUGGGAAAAGGAUCUGAAACUCGUUUGUGUCAUAUUUUACGAAAUGCCAAAAUCUUAGCCUAAGAAACUCAACUAGUAUUCUAAUGGCAUUUUUGUUUAUGAAUCGUUUGAGAAUCUUGACCUUAUUGCAACUAACGAGCUGUGUACGUAUUUGUGAACUGAGAGGUUCGAAUGAUGCCUUUCUUUUCUUGGGUGAUGGAUUUAAGUUUUUAAAAAUCUGUGGCCUUCAGUUUUGGUGUUAUAUAUUCAGCAGAUGAAAGUAUUCGUGAAAUUUGACUGUCGAUGAGGAAAAAUAACCGUGGAUAUAUUAUGUGUUACUAAUUUGAAGUGCGCUUUUUUGAGCAAGUAUCUUGACCAGAAAUGCUUUCCAAUUUUUUUUUUCUUGGACCCGAGAGGCAACUUUUGGAAGAUUCAGUGAUGUGAUUUUGAUUAAUUUUUUUCUUCGCCGAAGUGAGAUUUUUUGGAAACUCUUUGUUGUGUUCUGUAGUGCGCUCAAAACUGACCUGCUUUUUUUUUUUUUUUUUUUUUCAACAAAAACCCGAGCGUCAUUUAUUUGGAAAUUGCAUUCGUGAACAUCUUUUUUAUAUUCAGCGUGUUAGACAGUAAUAGGUGCUACGAAGUACAGUAUACGAAAUGCUGGAUUUUUCUUGAUAUACGUCCUUGUGAAACUUGAUGAAGAAAUUUUAGUUGCCGUCUUUCGAAGCUUGCUUGAAAAGUGAUGCGAACUUCUGAGUGAACUCUCGCCGUCCUGUAGGCAUCGAAAAAAAAAAUAUAUGUAUAACCAAUG
Messenger RNA from Notodromas monacha, 4526 nucleotides. The record is from the annotation of a GenBank genome assembly. NCBI's taxonomy places the organism in Eukaryota, Metazoa, Arthropoda, Ostracoda, Podocopida, Cyprididae.